AUGGACAGACAAAGAUCCAAUACUCUCAAGGGUGUGGGAGAUGGUACGAAAUGGCUGGUCAUCAAAACUGAAAGGGGAGGAGUUUGCCCCCUACUGUAUGAGGUGAGGAAACAUGAACUCAGUAUCCAGAAUGGGUGUGUGUUAUGGGGCUUGAGAGUGAUUGUGCCAAAUCCAGGUCAAGACAAUGUUAUGAGGCAGCUUCAUCAGUGCCACCCUGGAGUGUCCAGAAUGAAGGCACUGGCUAGGAGUUAUGUAUGGUGGCCAAAGUUGGACAAAGAGGUGGAGGAUACUGUAAGGGGCUGUACAACAUGUCAAGAGCAUCGCAACAUUCCUGCACCAGCUCCAUUACACCCCUGGGAUUGGCCUGACAAACCGUGGAGCCGUAUCCAUGUGGAUUAUGCUGGACCAUUUAUGGAAAAAAUGUUUUUUGUGCUCAUUGAUGCACAUUCAAAGUGGAUGGACGUGUAUCCAGUGAACUCUGCCACUUCAGCCACCACAAUCGAGUGCCUGCGUACAAGUUUCAGUAACCAUGGACUGCCUGAGUUGUUGGUGUCUGAUAAUGGCACUUGUUUCACCAGCACCGAGUUCAAAGACUUCUUGAACAAAAAUGGUAUCCGUCAUGUGACCUCUGCACCCUACCAUGCUGCCAGUAAUGGGUUAGCAGAGAGAGGGGUACAACCAUUCAAGAGAAUGAUGAAAAAAUGUCCAGAAGGCACACUGACAGCUAAGGUAGCCAGAGUGUUAUUUAGCUACAGAGUGACUCCUCACACUACAACAGGUCUAUCCCCAGCAGAGCUGCUUCUCGGGAGGAAGCUACGUUGCACCCUGGAUUCAAUCCGCCCAGAUCUAGGUAGGAGAGUGAAGGGAAACCAAGAAAGACAGAUAAAAGAUCACAACAAGAAGGCAAAAGGAUGCUGGUUCAACACAGGAGACUCAGUGCUGACCCAGAACUUCAGUCUAGGACCUAAGUGGAUCCCGGGAAUUAUUGAGUCGGUGACUGGACCAGUGUCAUACAAAGUGAUGCUGGGUGAUGGGAGAGUAGUGAGGAGACAUGUGGACCAGAUUCACACUCACCACCAGAGACCAGGAAAUCGCAACAGCAACCAACCAGCUGGCUCUAUUCAGUCAAGUCAGGUCGACGAAAAAAAUGACGCAUGGCUGGAAGCUGAGGAAGUGCUACUCAGUAGUGACAAGUUGGAGGAUCCAGCAGCUGUUGAAGCUGUAGGGAGCUCAGAGACUGAACAAAGAACUGUAACAAAUGCAACUCCAGUAAGGAGAAAGUCAAAAAGGGAAACUAAGUUGCCCAGUUACCUUAAAGAUUUUCAGUUGAACUAA
Molecule: messenger RNA, 1335 nt
Organism: Neoarius graeffei (lesser salmon catfish)
Lineage: Eukaryota; Metazoa; Chordata; Actinopteri; Siluriformes; Ariidae
Exons: 1
Coding region: 1-1335 (444 amino acids)
Biological process (GO): DNA integration
Molecular function (GO): nucleic acid binding
Source: RefSeq, a predicted model, not a curated record